GACCCGAACCGCCCAGCGGUGGUUAUUUCAGGACCUUGAAAUCGAACGGACUUGAGCCAUUUCAUAUGCAUCAUCACCAGAUCCAAUCCAGUUUUCGAAAUUUGGUUUGCACUUCCCGUGAACUGCAGAAGCCGGCAGUUCAACCGCAGCCCACAGCUAACUCAAGCAGUGAUUGUUGGAGUAUCUUUCUUCCGAGUGGGUGAAUAUCUCUUACAUCCGUCCAUCAGUCCUUUACUAGGAGUUACUCGGAGUUCCGCUAGGCCUACGAUAGGCGAAAUAUAUUUUUGUUUUGACUUACAGUUGCAGCUUGUUUUCUUCGUGCAAAGCCUUCUUCAAGUUGAUUUAUCGUCGCCGGCAUGGGUGCCGCACGAUUCGUUCCGCCGCGGCUUCUGUUCCGCCAGCUGUUUGAGAAGGAAUCGAGCACGUACACCUUCCUGCUGGCCGACGAAACCGCACCAAACCGACCCGGCGUGUUGAUUGACCCCGUUGACUUGACCUUUGACCGCGACGUGCGGCUCGCAGAGGAGCUCGACGUGACGCUGCGAUUCGCGCUAAAUACGCACGCACACGCCGACCACAUCACCGGAACUGGACUGCUCAAGAAACGCGUACCCGGCAUCAGAUCCGUCAUUUCUGCCGCCAGUGGAGCUGGAGCUGACGUGUUGGUGGACCACGGUGACGUCAUCCCCUUCGGCCGAUUUGGUCUCCAGGUUCGGGCAACACCGGGCCACACCAAAGGGUGCAUCACAUUCGUUUUGGUGGAGCGGGUUGCUACUGUAGCUGCAGGAACCGCCGAGGCUGAUGGUCAAGACAGUGUGUGGAGGGAAGGAAGUGUGGACGUUGAGGGGUUCGCCUUUGAUAAGCUUGUAACGAGGAUGGCGUUCACUGGAGACGCACUGCUUAUACGAGGAUGCGGACGGACAGACUUUCAGGAGGGAGAUGCUAGUCAGCUGUACCGCUCAGUCCACAGCCAGAUAUUGUCACUUCCACCGGACACGCUUCUUUACCCUGCACACGACUACCAAGGCCGAACAGUUACGUCGGUGGAAGAGGAACGCAAGUACAACCCGCGGCUGACUAAGAACGAGGAGCAAUUCAAGGCCAUAAUGGAUGGCCUGGGCUUGCCUCCGCCAAAGAAGCUCAAGGACGCACUUCCUGCAAAUAUGGCAGAUGGGAAUGUUGAAGCCCAGAAUAACACCUUCCUUGCUGCUUGAUCAUCAGGUUCUUUUACUACGAAACUGCAGUCUGCAAUGAUCCACCAAAUGUACGGUAUUUAGCCACCUUAUUAUAUUAUGAUGCCUAUGUAUUCCAAUAUUA
Molecule: messenger RNA, 1317 nt
Organism: Closterium sp. NIES-67
Lineage: Eukaryota; Viridiplantae; Streptophyta; Zygnematophyceae; Desmidiales; Closteriaceae
Source: the annotation of a GenBank genome assembly